AUGGAUGAUCCACAGAGUGAUCAGCAGAGGAUGUUGCGGCGCCACCACCGCGAGAAAAAAGAGCUUCAGGCCCGAAUCCAGAGCAUGAAAAGCGCAGUGCCCAAGACAGACAAAAAACGAAGAAAACAGCUGCACCUUGACGUGGCUCGCCUUGAAGCUGAGAUGGAGCAGAGGCACCGACAGGAGCUGGAGAAGUUCUAUGAGAGCUUCCCCGGCAGCAGCAACCUGGAGAUGGUCACCGAUGAUUUGGCGAAGAUGGAUCUUGAGAACCAGCCACCCCGCCCAUCGAAGGCACAGAGAAAGCGCGAAAGAAGAGCUGCCCUGGAGCGAGAACGGCAGGAGAGAAUCGCUGAGGCCGAGAUGGAGCACCUCGACAGCUUCCGCUGCGAGGAGGAGGAGAAGGUCGCUGCCAUCCUUGCAACCCGGAAUCUGGAGAUGAAAGAAAUACCAGCUGAUGGCCACUGCAUGUACCGUGCCAUCCAAGACCAGCUGGUGUUCUCCGUGACGGUGGAGAGCCUGAGAAGCCGCACUGCCAAGUAUAUGCGGAAGCACAUAGAAGAUUUUCUGCCCUUCCUAACCGAUCCAGAGACCGGCGAUGCCUACUGCCUGGAAGAUUACAUGACCUACUGCGACGAGAUUGUGUGCACCGCAUCGUGGGGAGGCCAACUGGAGCUACGAGCCCUGUCGCACGUCCUGCAGAUGCCCAUCGAGGUGAUCCAGGCCGAGUCACCCAGUGUGAUCAUCGGGGAGGAGUACAACAAGAAGCCAAUCACGCUGGUCUACAUGCGCUAUGCCUGCAGCUUCGGAGAGCACUACAACUCAGUGAAGCCCCUCGAUGCAGGUGCGGUGGGCGGCCAUGCCCCGAGGCUCUUCUAGCCCAUCAUAGCCAGAGUGGAUGUCGCCGCCACUGCAUCUCUUCAGUAGGCUCCUUUGGUUAGCUGCUUUUUUGGGUCCCCCUCCCUUUACUUAAGAUUGAUCUUUCUAGCCUCUAUCCCCUCCUCCUUUCCUUACUUGGCCAUUCUGUCCUCCUUUCCUUCCAAUGUUGCUUCUUUAUGGGGCAGGGGUAGGAAGACUAAUUGCAAAAAAAAAAAAAAAACUGUUAUAAGCUUUAAGGUUAAAAAGGGAGAUGGGAGAAGUGGGAUUUUGAUGAAUUAUUUGGGGAAAAAUUCAGGUUGGGGUCUUUAGAUUGGCAUAUGAAUACACUGGAAUAAUUACAGUGGGCAGUUUCUGUAACUUAAAGACUUUAUGAAAGCAUUUUGUUUAGUUUUUUGUGGGAAAAUAUAUCGAGGGUGUUUUUGAGGGUUUGCUUUUUGUUCCAGCUUGAUUACAUCUCAAGUCAUGAAUGAAAACUUACAUAGGACUUUUUUGUGGUUCCAGAU
Molecule: messenger RNA, 1379 nt
Organism: Erinaceus europaeus (western European hedgehog)
Lineage: Eukaryota; Metazoa; Chordata; Mammalia; Eulipotyphla; Erinaceidae
Gene: OTUD6A
Product: OTU deubiquitinase 6A
Exons: 1
Coding region: 1-876 (291 amino acids)
Biological process (GO): protein K29-linked deubiquitination; protein K11-linked deubiquitination; protein K27-linked deubiquitination
Molecular function (GO): cysteine-type deubiquitinase activity
Source: RefSeq, a predicted model, not a curated record